AUGCACCAACACGAGAUAAAAGAUGAAGGCCAAGACAGCCCUGCAGAUUUGAAACUUCAGAACACGUCAAAUCGCAAUCCUAAAUGUACGCGGUGUAGAAAUCAUGGCAUUUUGUCAGAUCUUCGCGGACAUAAACACCAGUGUCGCUUCAAAGACUGCUCUUGUAUGGACUGUCGAACUGUAGCUGAACGGCAGCGUUUAACGGCUGCCAGGAUUGCGCUUUUUCGUCAGCAAAAGGGAAACGAAGCAGACAUGAUCGUUAACUCGCCAGAAUUAGAACAAAUGGAAGCUGGUUUAUUAAAUGGAUGGAUGAACGGAGAACAUGAGCAUCGAGACGGAUUGUUGAAACGAAAACACAGCGGCGGACGAGAUCCCAGUAGUAGUAACAGCCCAGAGAGUUCCGACAGCGAUUAUGGCGGUGGUAUGGCCUCGGCCUCUAAAAGACCUCAUGCGGAGUCCCCCUUGACACUUCCUACGGUUAUUCCACCGCCGACGGAUAUCCUGACAAGGGCAUUUCCUGGUUUAUCGUCCACGGUGCUUGAACACGUGUUAAAAGGCUGUAAUGGAAAUGUUCUUCAAGCCAUUGAAGUAAUCGUGCAGUACAACGCAAGCAGAUCACAUACAAACGGUCUUCUCGGUCAGUCGAAUAUACUGCAGGCUCAACCUCCGAAUGACGCCAAUCCCCAAGCUCCUCCACCUCCUCCCCAGGCUUCUCACGUUCCUCCCCCGUCCUCGGCUUCCCUUCCGCCGCUGUUCAAAUUUAACUACGUAAAUGGACAAUAUCGUUAUCUUAUGCCGCCAUCUUUGAUGCCUCUUACGUCAUAUAUGUUCCCUUCGGCUAACGGCGUCGGACUUCCGUUCCCUCAGUUUCCGGUCGACUUACAGAAUCACCAAUUCAAGCCGGUUGAAAGUGCACCGGAAGCGGAAGAAAGUGCGAACGGUGACACCAAGCCUGUUGUUAAUGCUUAUACUUCCGGUGUAUGCAAAGGUUGUGGGCAAGAGACUAACCAGGAUGAAAAUUUAUGCGCGAAUUGCUCAGCGUCGUUCAAUCGAAAGUAA
Pocillopora verrucosa is the source of this 1059-nucleotide messenger RNA. Its product is annotated as doublesex- and mab-3-related transcription factor A2. Gene Ontology annotation, biological process: regulation of transcription by RNA polymerase II; sex differentiation. Gene Ontology annotation, cellular component: nucleus. NCBI's taxonomy places the organism in Eukaryota, Metazoa, Cnidaria, Anthozoa, Scleractinia, Pocilloporidae. The record is from RefSeq and is a predicted model, not a curated record. Gene Ontology annotation, molecular function: protein binding; RNA polymerase II cis-regulatory region sequence-specific DNA binding; DNA-binding transcription factor activity, RNA polymerase II-specific.